Messenger RNA from Phycodurus eques (leafy seadragon), 852 nucleotides. RefSeq names its product myeloid-associated differentiation marker-like. The transcript has a single exon. The coding region runs from base 1 to 852 and encodes 283 amino acids. The record is from RefSeq and is a predicted model, not a curated record. Lineage: Eukaryota; Metazoa; Chordata; Actinopteri; Syngnathiformes; Syngnathidae. Gene Ontology annotation, cellular component: membrane.
AUGAUCCACCUUGACGUUCACUCUCUCACCCAGCCGGUGGGCAUCGUGCGGUUGAUGGCCAUCAUCUUCACAUGUAUAUCUUUUAGCCUGGUGGCAUCGGUUGGGUACUUCCCCUCUUCGUUCUGGGCCUGGUGCAUGUUCACCUGGUGCUUCUGCUUCUUUUUCACCCUCUUAAUCGUCAUCCUGGAGGUCACCACCUUGAGCACCAAGUUGCCUUUUGCCUGGGAUGACUUCACAACUGCCUUCGCCUUGCUGGCAAGCCUCAUGUGCCUGACGGCCUGCGUCAUCUACCCGACAUUUUUCACCUGCAAUAUCUGCUACCGACAGAUCGGCGCUUCUUUGGUGGCCUGUGCGUGUAGCGUGUUGUACGUUCUCGAGGUGAGCCUAACACGGCGUCGGCCGAGCGGGCAAAUCCGUGGAUUCCUCACCACGUGGCCCGGUAUAAUGAAGAUGCUGGAAACUUUCUUCGCCUGUCUCAUCUUCACAUCUCUUGAGAAAAGUCAGUACGCCAACACCCCCGAACUGCAGUGGUGUGUGGCCGUGUACUCUUUGUGCUUCAUCUUAGCCAUGCUCAUCAUCCUGCUCACUGUUGGACAGGUGACCUCGCUACUCCCAUUCUUUGAGAAGAUAGUUAUCGUCUAUGACAUUUUAGCAGCAGUGAUGUACAUGACAGCUAUGGUUAUCUGGCCACUUUAUAGUUUCCGAAACAAUCGGAGACCGAUACACUGCGGCUACUUGUGUUCAUGGGAUAAACUGGGGAUGGUCACUUUCAUGACAAUUCUCAACUUCUGUGUUUACAUCGUGGACUCCGUCUACUCUAUAUGGCUCGUGUUUUGUUUCAGCAGGGAGUGA